Molecule: messenger RNA, 2422 nt
Organism: Schizosaccharomyces octosporus yFS286
Lineage: Eukaryota; Fungi; Ascomycota; Schizosaccharomycetes; Schizosaccharomycetales; Schizosaccharomycetaceae
Product: translation release factor class II eRF3
Exons: 2
Coding region: 253-2196 (647 amino acids)
Biological process (GO): translation; nuclear-transcribed mRNA catabolic process, deadenylation-dependent decay; translational termination
Cellular component (GO): translation release factor complex
Molecular function (GO): translation release factor activity; GTPase activity; GTP binding
Source: RefSeq, a predicted model, not a curated record
GAAAGAACGAAUUUUACUCUCCAAUAGUACCUGUAUCGAUUUGCCACUCGAAUAAGUGUGUACAUUCGAUUAUUUAUGAACUAAGUACUAAAAAAUGAAAAAAAAUGAAAUUUAUGUUAUUUUUUCAAUAGAACAAAUUAUAUACACGGCAUUUUAUUCUUGCAUCGCUACUUCUUGUUACCUACUACUAACAAAUUUCCACCACCAACAAAGCAUUCCUUUACCACACUUCUUCCUUACAUAUAGGUAAAAAUGGCUAGCAAUCAGCCUACGAACGGUGGACAGGAUGAACAGCUUGCCAAACAAGCAUCGAAAUUAUCGAUGUCUUCGGCAAAGGCUCCCUCUUUCACUCCUACAGCUCCUGCCUUUGUGCCUUCUUUUCAGCGCCCUAGCUUUGUCCCUCAACAGCAAUCCAAUGUGGCUGCUGGAUUUCCAUAUGGUCAAAAUGCGGGAACUCCAAUCUCCAACAUGAGUUACCAGCAAUAUUAUCAGAAACCUGCUUCUCCAGCUGCUCAAGAGCAAUCUGAGGAUAAGAACAGAGUUGCCGAUUUCUCUAAGAAGAAAUCAUUCGUUCCUCCUAAACCUGCCUUACCCAAAGGUAAGAUUUUGUCUCUUGGUGGCUCUUCUGGUACUCAGAAGCCUGGUAAGCCUGUGUCCAUCAGUUUAGGUGGUGCUAAACCUGCUGCACAAGCCCCGGCUCCUGCAGCUUCUGCUACCAAGGAAGAGACUCCCCAGAAGCCUACUGAGGAUGCUUCUGCACCCCAGAAGGUCGAAACAAAGAAGCCUGCUGAGACCUCUUCCCCCGCUCCUGCUAAACAAGCCUCCGAGAAGAAACAGGCUCCUGCUACUACUGAGUCUUCUACCGAAGUCGAAGCUCCCGUUGAUAGAGAAGUGUUACAAGAAAUGUAUGGAAAGGAACACGUUAACAUCGUUUUCAUCGGUCACGUUGAUGCUGGUAAAUCCACUCUUGGUGGUAAUCUCUUAGUUCUUACUGGUAUGGUUGAUAAGCGUACCAUGGAAAAGAUUGAGAAGGAUGCCAAGGAAGCUGGUAAAGAAUCCUGGGCUUUGUCUUGGGCUUUGGAUAGCACUUCAGAAGAGCGUGAGAAGGGAAAAACCGUUGAAGUUGGACGUGCCUAUUUUGAAACUGAACAUCGUCGUUUCAGUCUUUUAGAUGCUCCUGGCCAUAAAGGUUAUGUGACCAAUAUGAUUAACGGUGCUUCUCAAGCCGAUAUUGGUGUUUUAGUUAUUUCUGCUCGUCGUGGUGAGUUUGAGGCUGGUUUUGAACGUGGUGGUCAAACUCGUGAACACGCUGUGUUGGCUCGUACUCAAGGUAUCAAUCAUCUUGUUGUAGUUAUUAACAAGAUGGAUGAGCCCAGUGUACAGUGGUCAGAGGAGCGUUACAAGGAAUGUGUUGACAAGUUGAGUGUUUUCUUGCGUCGUGUUGCCGGUUAUAACUCCAAGACUGAUGUUAAGUACAUGCCUGUUUCCGCUUAUACAGGUCAAAACUUGAAGGAUCGUAUUGACUCUUCUAUCUGCUCUUGGUAUAAAGGACCUUCCCUGCUCGAAUAUUUGGAUACCAUGUCCCGCUUAGAACGUAAGGUGAACGCUCCAUUUAUCAUGCCUAUUGCCUCCAAAUAUAAGGAUUUGGGUACAAUUUUUGAAGGAAAGAUUGAGGCUGGUACAAUUAAGAAGAACCAAAAUAUCCUUGUUAUGCCCAUUAAUCAGACACUUGAAGUCACUGGUAUCUAUGAUGAAGCAGAUGAAGAAAUUUCUUCUUCUAUCUGUGGUGAUCAAGUUCGCCUCAAGGUGCGUGGUGACGAUUCCGAUGUUCAAAGUGGUUAUGUAUUGACAUCUAUUAAAAAUCCCGUUCAUGCUACCACUCGUUUUAUUGCUCAGAUUGCUAUUUUGGAGUUACCUUCUAUUUUGACUACAGGUUAUACUUGUGUUAUGCAUCUUCAUACUGCUGUUGAAGAAGUUUCAUUUGCCAAACUUCUCCAUAAGUUGGACAAAACAAAUCGUAAGAGUAAGAAGCCUCCUAUGUUUGCUACGAAGGGUAUGAAGAUCCUUGCUGAAUUGGAGACUCAAACCCCUGUUUGUAUGGAACGAUUCGAAGACUACCAAUACAUGGGUCGUUUUACCUUGCGUGACCAAGGUGCUACUGUUGCUGUUGGUAAAGUCAUUAAAAUCUUGGAGUAAAUUGGUUUAAAUUUAAUUGUAUAGUUUUGUUAUUAAAAGUGGUUAAUGGUUAUCAUUGCUAGAUAAUGUACGGUAUCUUGUUUUUUAUUGAGUAUGUGGCCUUUGACAUAUGAGCGCCCUUCUUAAUAUAAGUCAGAGCGUGAAUGACCUUCUCCUCUAAUAUCUUUUUGAUCACUUCGUAUAUAAUUCAUACAACUGAGUGCAUAUUUAUAGUAUAAAAGUCGAA